Molecule: messenger RNA, 1346 nt
Organism: Nomia melanderi (Alkali bee)
Lineage: Eukaryota; Metazoa; Arthropoda; Insecta; Hymenoptera; Halictidae
Gene: MICU1
Product: Mitochondrial calcium uptake 1
Biological process (GO): mitochondrial calcium ion homeostasis; calcium import into the mitochondrion
Cellular component (GO): uniplex complex
Molecular function (GO): calcium ion binding
Source: RefSeq, a predicted model, not a curated record
ACGAAAAUCGUUUACGAGCAUAUUCGACACCUGACAAAAUAUUUCGUUACUUUGCAACUGUGAAAAUAUCGAGUUUAAUGGGUACGGAAAUAUUCAUGACUCCCGAUGACUUUAUGAGAGCAAUUACUCCUGGCAUGAGGCAACCAGAUGAUCAUAGAAUAUGAAAAUCGCAUGAGGCACUACUCUACACCAGACAAAGUAUUUCGAUAUUUCGCUACCUUACAAGUGGUUAACAACGACAUUCACGAAAUCUUCAUGACACCCGACGACUUCUUGAGAUCUAUAACACCUGGCGCGAAACAACCCGAUGGACUCGGCUUGGAUAAAUAUAAACGCUAUGACCCAAAGAAUAUUCACAACAAACUAGAAUUGGCCUUAGAUGAAGACAGCAUCUUCUACAAACUGGGAAGUGCAGGUUUAAUCACGUUCUCCGAUUACAUAUUUCUCCUCACCGUAUUAUCAACUUCAAGAAGAAAUUUUGAGAUUGCCUUUAGAAUGUUCGAUUUCAAUGGAGAUGGAGAUGUGGAUUCAGAAGAAUUUGGAAAAGUGGCUACUCUGAUCCGACAACAAACCAGUAUUGGGAACAGACAUCGCGACCACAUAGCCACUGGUAACAUGUUUAAGGGUGUCAAUUCUGCAUUAACUACAUACUUCUUCGGAUCAGAUAUGAAAGGAAAGUUGACUAUUGAAAAAUUCCUCGAAUUUCAACAGCAACUACAGCAAGAAAUACUGAGUCUAGAGUUUGAGAGAAGAAAUCCCGAUGAAAAUGGCAAAAUAUCAGAACAGGACUUCACAGAGUUAUUGUUGGCAUAUGCUGGAUAUUCUGAUAAAAAGAAGAAAAAAAUUUUAAAAACUAUUAAAAAGCGUUUUAAGCAGAGUCCACAAGGAAUAACCAAGGAUGAAUAUUUAAAAUUCUUUCACUUCUUAAACAAUAUUAACGAUGUGGACACCGCAUUGACAUUUUAUAAUAUUGCUGGAGCAUCGAUUGAUCAAGCUACACUGAAGCAUGUUGCAAAGACAGUGGCACAUGUGGAUUUGAGCGACCAUAUUAUACAAGUUGUUUACACUAUUUUUGACGAGAACAUGGAUGGCCAAUUAAGCAAUAAGGAAUUCGUUGCUGUUAUGAAAAACAGAGUUUUAAGAGGACUAGAGAAACCAAAGGAUACCGGCUUCGUGAAAUUAAUUGAAUCAAUGGCAAAAUGCUUAAAAACCAGUUAUAACAUGUCUUUCGAUAAUUAAAAUGAACUCAAUUGAAAGUAAUUAUUUAAUCAUACAUAACGCACAUAAAUUGUCUAACCGUAAAUGGCUUACCUCUUUAAACUAAUCGUGCAGAAAUUAUAAAACGA